Dreissena polymorpha is the source of this 1814-nucleotide messenger RNA. RefSeq lists its product as uncharacterized. Bases 104 to 1564 code for a protein of 486 amino acids. The record is from RefSeq and is a predicted model, not a curated record. NCBI's taxonomy places the organism in Eukaryota, Metazoa, Mollusca, Bivalvia, Myida, Dreissenidae. The transcript has 2 exons.
GACCGUUUUCACGCUCAGCGAGCAUGCGCGGCAGCCAUCUUGGCGAUAGAGCUUCCUGAUCGAACAAUAGCAGUAAAAAUUGAUUUCCGAUAAAUUCAACAAAAUGGUAAAUUAUUGCCGUGUCAUUGGCUGUCAUAAUAGGUCGGACAGAGAAAAAGACAGGUCCUUCUACAGGAUACCCGAAGUAAUAACGAAUCAAUGUGAAAAGACCCAUGAAUUGUCCGAAGAAAGACGGCGAAAAUGGCUUGCAAGUCUCAAUCAGGAUCUGACUGGCAAAACUGUGAAGAACAUUCGAAUAUGCUCCGAUCACUUUAUUGGAAAGAAAAAGGCAGAUCUGUUUGCCAGUGAUAAUCCAGACUGGACUCCUUCCUUAAACAUGGGAACCAGUAGGCAGGUCAAUACACCUGACAACAUGUCCAGCCGGUACUUCCGUAAGAAGGGGCGUGCAGAGAAGUCUGACGCAGCCAAGACUUUAUUAAUGUUCGCUGAAAACAUGUCGACAGAUGAGCCGGUUGAAGAUUUAACCCCACUACCUUCAGAAGAGCCAUUGCCAGAAACUGAGGUAGAAAUGCUACAAAAGCAGCUUGCUUUAGCCAAAGAAGAAAAUGAAAAACUGAAGUGUAAAAAUCAUGAAUUGAAGGAAAAAUUGAAGAACACAAAUCCUUAUUCAGAAAGCGCCUUAGAAGGAAAUGAUGAAAAAGUAAGAUCGCUAACAGGCUUACCAUGCUUCGCAUUGUUAAUGGCACUGUUUCGACUUGUUGAAGAAUGUUUACCACCGAAAAUGACCUUGGGAAAAUUUGAGUGCUUGGUUUUGACACUGGCUAGACUAAGGCUGAACUUGACUAUUAGCUUCCUGGCCUUUCAGUUGGCGGUCUCAAAAUCCACAAUAUCCAGAAUUUUUGUAGAUGUUAUUGAUGUGCUGUAUGUACGGACACAAGGUAUUGUCAGAUGGCCAGAACGAGAAGAACUACAGAAGACAAUGCCACUUCAAUUUCAAAAGCAUUUUGGGAAAAAGUGUUGUGUUAUAAUAGACUGUUUUGAAGUGUUUAUUGAAUGUCCCUCCAAUUUAAUGGCACGCAGUGAAACAUGGUCCAAUUAUAAGCACCACAACACCGUGAAAUUCCUUAUAGGUAUUGCGCCUCAAGGAGUUGUGUCGUUCAUUUCUAAGUCAUGGGGAGGACGGACCAGCGAUAAAUUCAUUACCGAGCACUGUGGUUUUUUGAACAAGCUGUUACCGGGGGAUUUGAUUCUUGCUGACAGGGGUUUCGACAUUGGCGACAGUGUUGGAACGCUUAGUGCAUCAGUCAACAUCCCAGCAUUUACAAAAGGCAAGGGUCAACUCUCGCCACUUGAUUUAGAAGAAACCAGGAAAAUUGCUAAUGUAAGAAUUCAUGUGGAACGUGUCAUAGGAUUGGUUAGACAGAAGUUCACAUUCCUUAAUGGGACUCAACCAAUUGAUGUUGUAAUGACCAAAGACGAACGCGGCCUAACAACUAUUGACAAAGUGGCAUAUGUAUGUUGUGCACUAGUGAACAUGUGCGAGUCUGUUGUAGACUUCAACUAAUCAUGAACAGUAUUAUAUGAUUGGACCAAUUUUAUCCAACAUAGUUGAAGUCACAAUUAAUUAUGUCUUGACAAAUAGUAGACAUAGCUUUGAGACUUUUAGUGAUGAAUCGGUCUGCGUUUUGUCAUUUUUAUGCAUUUUAUUAUAUUUGGCAUGCACAUUUGUAUUUAUGAUUAAUAAUGUUUUGUUUUUACUGUUACAAAUAAAUUAACCUUUUCCCACGUUGGUUAAAGUUUAAACAAGCUUUUUU